AUGUUCCUCGCAUCAUGGCUCGUUUUCGAAAUCCUGGUCCUAUCUGCCAGGUUGGAAGAUGAUGACGACGACGACGCUGCCGCCCCCUUAAUCGAACCCCCCGCUCAACCUCACCAAACCGUAAUAGUACUCCACACAUUCUGGGCCGCCGCCGCAAUCCUCAUCCACGCCAGCGUCUUCAGCCUCCCCGCCCGCACGGUGAUCCAGCUCAUGCAGGGCACACCCAUUGGCUUUACAGGCUGGCUAGGCCUCAUCUCAAACCUCCUUUCCUACAGCCUUCCACUGUGGAUCGGCAGUUUCUUCCGGCUGCAUAUACGCGCGAGCACAGCGCGCCUGAUGGGGGCCGCAAUUGCCAUCGUCAUGGCCCCGCCAUUUGACAGGGAGACGAUCGAAUGGUACUAUGUUGUCCCGUUUGUAUUCAUCUGCCUUGUCCAGGCCGAGAUCGUUGUGUUUUUCUUCCAUAACCGCCGCGGCCAGGUCCUUGUUUUGAUGCAGCUGCUCUGUGUGGUUGUUCAGCCGGUUUUGUUCUACACCCUGUUGUAUGAUCCCGUGGGGACGCACCAGCCCGCUUGGUUCAAGUGGCUUGGGUAG
Messenger RNA from Aspergillus calidoustus, 591 nucleotides. The record is from the annotation of a GenBank genome assembly. NCBI's taxonomy places the organism in Eukaryota, Fungi, Ascomycota, Eurotiomycetes, Eurotiales, Aspergillaceae.